ACGGGCGGGGAGCGCCCGGACAGGAGCAGCCGGGCCACCAAGAUCCGGGUCUCAUCUGUCGCUGCGGCCUCCAGGGCUGGGAAUGGCCACAUGGAAUAGGCCACAUCCUAAGCAGCCUCUGGCAGCAGAGCCAGCUGCAGAAGGGGAGUCCCAGCAACCCCUGGGCCGAGAGCUGACAGAGGCCAACCGCUUCGCCUAUGCCGCCCUCUGUGGCAUCUCUUUGUCACAGCUGUUUUCAGAACCUGAGCAAAGCCCCUUCAACACAGAAUUUGUGACGGGCCUGGUAAAAUGGCUGCAUUUGUCCGAAACCGUCCUCCCAACCAUGAAGGCCUUUGCCAGUGGCCUGGGAGGUGAAGAACCUGACAUCUUUGCUCAGACAUUAUUGAAGGACCCCAUCCUGAAAGGCGACCCAUCAGCAAUCACUCAGGACCUUCUGAGCUUCUCACUCAAGGAUGGACACUACGAUGCCCGGGCCAGAGUCCUUGUUUGUCAUGUGACUUCCCUGCUCCAGGUGCCUGUGGAGGAGCUUGCUAUACUAGAAGAGGCAUUCCUGGAGAGCCUGAAGGACACCAAGGAGGAGGAGUCUGAGACGGCAGAGGCAUCCCGGAAGAAAAAAGAAAAACGGAGGAAGUGGAAGCGCUAUCUCCUGAUAGGCCUGGCCACAGUUGGAGGCGGGACAGUGAUUGGCGUGACUGGGGGGCUAGCUGCCCCCCUUGUGGCUGCGGGAGCUGCAACAAUCAUCGGCAGUGCUGGGGCAGCUGCACUGGGCUCGGUGGCUGGCAUAGCUGUUAUGACCUCACUGUUCGGUGCAGCUGGAGCUGGCCUGACAGGAUACAAGAUGAAGAAGCGAGUCGGGGCCAUUGAGGAGUUCAUGUUCCUGCCUCUGACAGAAGGCAGACAGCUACACAUCACCAUUGCCAUCACUGGCUGGCUCGGAUCCGGCAGAUACCGCACGUUCAGCGCCCCGUGGACGGCCUUAGCCCGCAGCCAGGAGCAGUACUGCCUGGCCUGGGAAGCCAAGUACCUGAUGGAGCUGGGCAACGCACUGGAGACCAUCCUCAGUGGCCUGGCUAAUAUGGUGGCUCAGGAGGCUCUCAAGUACACUGUGCUCUCUGGUAUCGUGGCUGCCCUAACCUGGCCGGCCUCCCUCCUCAGUGUCGCUAAUGUCAUUGACAAUCCCUGGGGAGUGUGUCUCCAUCGGUCCGCAGAGGUCGGCAAGCACCUGGCACACAUCCUCCUCUCACGGCAGCAGGGCCGGAGACCUGUCACCUUGGUUGGCUUCAGCCUUGGAGCCAGAGUCAUCUACUUCUGUCUGCAGGAGAUGGCUCAGGAACAAGAUUGCCAAGGGAUCAUCGAGGAUGUGGUCCUUCUGGGUGCCCCAGUAGACGGAGACCCCAAGAACUGGGAGCCUUUCAGGAAGGUGGUGUCUGGGAGAAUCGUCAAUGGCUACUGCAGGGGAGACUGGUUGCUGAGCUUCAUAUACCGGACGUCAUCUGUGCAGCUCCGAGUCGCAGGCCUCCAGCCUGUGCUGCUGCAGGACCGGAGAAUGGAGAACGUGGACCUGUCCUCAGUGGUCAACGGCCACUUGGACUAUGCUAAGCAAAUGGACGUCAUCCUGAAGGCUGUGGGCAUCCAUACCAAGGAGGGCUGGGGUGAGAAGGGACUCCCACUGGCUCCUGGCAGCCUGCCCCAAGAAGAACCUCCCCAGAUAGCCACAGUCUCCAUAGAGGAAACCAUCCACCAGGAUGAGCAAACUCAGGGACCUGCCCCAGGAGACAGUCUCAGUACCGCCAUACCUUCCAUUGCCAGCCAAGCCCAGGUGCCAACGGAGCUGGACCAAUCCACAGAGGCCUCACUCCCUACCCCUGCCACUCUGGCAGAGGGACCCCUGAUCUGCAGCCAUGGUGUGGGUCCCAACCCACUGGGCUGCCCUGACUGCACCCAUGGGACCCAGGAAUCCUGUGCAGAACUGGACUGACCCCAGCAGGAGCCUUGGACUACCACUCCAGACUUCUUCCCUGUGCAACUUUCUCUAACAUCUUUGGGCUCCCAGAGAGUUCUGGAGGUGAGGGUAUUUCCACAAGUGCCUUCUUAAACAC
Acomys russatus (golden spiny mouse) is the source of this 2099-nucleotide messenger RNA. RefSeq names its product transmembrane and coiled-coil domains 4 (gene Tmco4). The record is from RefSeq and is a predicted model, not a curated record. Bases 83 to 1978 code for a protein of 631 amino acids. The transcript is spliced from 14 exons. NCBI's taxonomy places the organism in Eukaryota, Metazoa, Chordata, Mammalia, Rodentia, Muridae.